AUGGCGGUUCUGUCAAAACUGCUGCCGCCCGAACGCUCUAUCAAGCAGGUGCUCUCCAGCCUAACGACCCUGUACCUACAGAACCGGACCCGAAUCUCACGCGCCGUAUACCUCGCCCUCUUCGCAGCGCUCGCGAAACGAAUUCAUAAUGCCAUAUCUGAGCAGAAAGCCGCAUCACGACAAGUCGAGCUGCGCCGACGGCCCGGCACCAGCAGUCUCGGGGAUGACGAACAACCCCGCAAGAAGCGCGUGGAGAUCAACCGGGAGUUCUUCAAGAACUUGCUUCGCUUGCUGAAGAUCGUUAUCCCCGGAUGGCGAAGCAAAGAGAUGCGACUGCUGGUGAGCCACAGCGUGUUCUUGGUGUUGCGGACGAUGCUUAGUCUAUAUGUCGCCGAGCUGGACGGGAGACUCGUGAGCAACUUGGUGCGCGGGAGAGGGAAGGACUUCUUGCUCGGGCUUUUCUGGUGGAUGAUUGUGGCUGUCCCUGCCACUUUCACUAAUUCGAUGCUCGCCUACCAUCAGUGCAAACUUGCUCUGAGCUAUCGCAAACGGCUCACGGAUUAUAUUCACGAGAAAUACUUGUCUAAUAUGACUUUCUACGCUAUAUCUGCGCUGGAUGAUCGGAUCAAGAAUCCGGAUCAACUCGUCACGGUCGAUGUGUCUCGUUUUUCGGACAGUUUGGCAGAAUUGUAUUCCAACUUGGCCAAGCCUAUUCUCGAUAUGGCUAUCUACAACUACUCGCUGUCUAAGAAUGUGGGAGGCGAGGGACUGUUUAUUAUGAGUCUGCUGGUACAGUUGUCGGCAAACGUCAUGCGUAUGCUGACUCCACCAUUUGGCAAAUACGUUGCCGAUGAGGCCCGACUAGAGGGAGAAUUCCGUUUCCUUCAUUCGCGGCUUAUUGAUUAUAGUGAAGAAGUAGCUCUCUACCAUGGCCACGAGGCCGAGAAGGAUACCCUUGAUAAGGGUUAUUUCACUUUGAUCAAGCACGUGAAUCGCAUUUUGCGCAGGCGGCUUUAUCAUGGAUUCAUGGAGGACUUUGUGAUUAAGUAUUUCUGGGGUGCCAUGGGCUUGGUACUUUGCAGUGUGCCUGUCUUCUUCAAGAUUCCUGGUCAGGCCACUCAUAGCAUGAGUGAUCAUACCGAAAGCUUCGUUACAAACCGUCGGAUGUUGCUUUCCUCGUCAGAUGCCUUUGGUCGAUUGAUGUUCUCUUACAAAGAAAUCUCGGAGUUGGCUGGCUACACUUCACGUGUUUCCUCAUUACUAGAGGUGAUGGACGAUCUCCUCUCUGGGAGAUUCGAGAAGAAAUUGGUAUCUUCCGCUUCAACAGAGGAAAAUGCCGAGGUGCUCUCUGGUCGAGGUACAGUCACGGAAAGCGAUAUGAUCGAAUUCACCGACGUACCGAUCGUAUCACCAAACGGUGAUGUGUUGGUGCGCAAGCUAUCCUUCACAGUUAACCCUGGCGAUCAUCUUCUGAUCGUCGGACCAAAUGGGUGCGGCAAAUCGUCUCUCUUCCGAAUCCUAGGCGGACUCUGGCCAGUUUACGGAGGGACAGUCAAGAAACCCCCAUUCCAGGAUAUUUUCUACAUUCCCCAGCGACCCUAUCUGUCCCGCGGGACCUUGCGACAGCAAGUAACCUAUCCAGAUGGAGUGCGUGAGAUGCGUGCCAAGGGUAUCACUGACGAGGAUCUCUACGAGAUCCUAUCCGUCGUUGAGAUCGCGUCCGUUGUAGAUCGCCCUGGAGGCUGGGACGCCGAAGAAGAAUGGCGUGAUGUGCUGUCUGGCGGCCUGCAGCAGCGCAUUGCCAUGGCUCGUUUGUUCUACCACCGGCCCAAGUUUGCCAUUUUGGAUGAGUGCACGUCUUCCGUGACCCUAGAAAUCGAGAAAGUCAUGUAUGAGACUGCCAAGAAACUCGGCACCACUCUCAUGACUGUUUCGCACCGACGCAGUCUCUGGAAAUACCACCAGAAGAUCCUCCAGUUCGAUGGACAGGGCGGUUACAUCUUCACCGGCUUGGACUGGGAGCGGCGCUUGAAGCUCGAAGAUGAGAAGGAAGAGUUGGACCUGCAAUUACGGGCAGUCCCGGAGCUGCAACGUCGGGUUGCCGAAUUGACGUCUUGA
Molecule: messenger RNA, 2118 nt
Organism: Penicillium paradoxum
Lineage: Eukaryota; Fungi; Ascomycota; Eurotiomycetes; Eurotiales; Aspergillaceae
Product: ATP-binding cassette long-chain fatty acid transporter PXA2
Exons: 4
Coding region: 1-2118 (705 amino acids)
Biological process (GO): fatty acid beta-oxidation; very long-chain fatty acid catabolic process; peroxisome organization
Cellular component (GO): peroxisomal membrane
Molecular function (GO): ATP hydrolysis activity; ATP binding; ABC-type transporter activity
Source: RefSeq, a predicted model, not a curated record